Messenger RNA from Paramisgurnus dabryanus, 2074 nucleotides. RefSeq names its product RAB8A, member RAS oncogene family (gene rab8a). Gene Ontology annotation, molecular function: GTPase activity; GTP binding. NCBI's taxonomy places the organism in Eukaryota, Metazoa, Chordata, Actinopteri, Cypriniformes, Cobitidae. The record is from RefSeq and is a predicted model, not a curated record.
UGCGGAUUCUGCGCUGUGUCUGCUAAAGAACCGGGCGGGAUUUCCGCAAUACAUACAGUAUGGCGAAGACUUACGAUUAUUUGUUUAAACUGCUGUUAAUCGGGGAUUCCGGCGUGGGGAAGACCUGUGUGUUGUUUAGGUUCUCUGAGGAUGCCUUUAACUCGACGUUCAUAUCGACGAUAGGUAUCGAUUUCAAGAUCAGAACAAUAGAACUAGAUGGCAAGAAGAUCAAGUUACAGAUAUGGGAUACAGCAGGCCAGGAGAGAUUCAGAACAAUCACAACUGCGUAUUACAGAGGUGCAAUGGGUAUCAUGCUGGUUUAUGAUAUAACCAAUGAGAAAUCCUUUGACAACAUCAAAAACUGGAUCCGAAACAUAGAGGAGCAUGCAUCAGCAGAUGUGGAGAAAAUGAUUUUGGGCAACAAAUGUGACAUCAACGAGAAGAGGCAGGUUUCUAAAGACCGAGGAGAGAAACUGGCGUUAGAAUACGGCAUCAAGUUCAUGGAGACGAGUGCAAAGGCUAAUAUAAACGUGGAAAAUUCAUUCUUAACUCUCGCCAGAGAUAUAAAAGCAAAGAUGGACACAAAAUUGGAGGGUAACAAUCCUCAGGGUAGCAACCAUGGAGUAAAAAUUACCACUGAACAACAGAAAAAGAGCAGCUUCUUUCGCUGUGUGCUACUGUAAAGGCCUUACUGUCCACCAACCAGAGGCUGGACAUGACUGGACAAUGCUAUCCCACAAUGCACUCCUCCUCUUUCCUCUUUUUUCUUUUCCUUUCUCUCUCACGCUCGACUUCCAGCCCUCGGGCAGUUGGAGCCGGAUGUACCUGGCUCCUCUGAUCUUCCAUUGAUACGUAAGCGAUGCUUUUUCUUCUGCAACCGGGAUGGGACGGCAUCGGUUCUCCAGUCCAGUUGAUGAGCCAAGUCAUCAGUAAAUGUGCGUCUUAAAGAAGAUCCCAUGUCUCCAUCUCUCAUGCUAAUGCUCCGUAUCGAGCGCACAACUGCCAAAAUCCAUUUGUCCUCUUCACGGCGACCUGGACGUGGGAGCGGCCACAGAGAAAUCUGAUAUUUGAGCCUAUCUGAGAGAGAGUUACGUGGAACAUUCUCUUAUCAUUCCAUUUUAUUUCCAACCCUCAUGCAUUCUUUGACAAUCACAUGACCUUAUUGUAAGAUAUAACCCACUUCUUAUAAUAAUGGACUGUUUCCUUUUUUCAUGUUGCUUACUGUGUCCAAUUUUACAUACAUCAGCAGUCUUUUUAAUCACUUUAAUAGUGUGUCCUAACUAGGCAUGACAACCAGUUUCUAUCAACAAGUAAUUUGUCUAAAAAGUUGAAGUGAUUUUUUUUAUAUCCGCCAAUUUGGAAACCGUAUAACGCUGUAGCAAUUCCAAAAGUGUUUACGGUAAAGUCUAGUUUCCAUAGACAGUGUGACAUUUUAAAACCAAACUGUUAUUAUAAACAACUGAAGAAUGCGCUUUUUUCAUCAAGACAUUUUUUACUGCCUCGAUAUAUGAUUUUUUUUUUUGUAUGUUUAAUUUUUUAAAAACAUGCACAAAAAGCUAUUUCCAAAUAGUUUGCUCUUUUAUGCAGUAGCACUAGCUUUAGCAUCGCUAUUCCUGAACUCAUAAACCCCAAAACUCAGGACCUGUUUAAAAAAGCAUUCCCAUGCGUCCACCUUGAUAAAUAACACUUGAAUUGAAUAAUUGAAUAUUACUGACACUUGGCCCUUUUAAGGAUGUUAAAUUCCUGACUAGUAGUAUUAAUAAGUAUAACCAAAAGAUGGAGGGCACGUGUGUAACCUGGACGGCAGAGCUAUACUUUCCAUGCACUUUAUCAGUAUCUUUCAUGUUGUGUGUAGUUUGUGGUUAGUGAAAGUUUUGCGUCAUUUUCAAGAUUUGAAGAUGUAAGAUUUAAAAAAAAUUACCUGAUUCCCCCAAAUAUUGUUGAGGCUUUAUCUACUAAAGAGGCUUUAUCUACUAAAGAGGCACUUCUACAAUACAGCCUUUUAUUUUGAUAGUAAAGCCAAAGGCGAUGCUUUGGCACCUGUUAUGCAGUUCGAAUAAAUAAUUCAGUUACA